UGUCAAUGUCACUUGCGAUUUUGUGGUUAGAAAUUUACUUUUAGUGUCAGUCGAAAAAUAAUCAAUAAUGUUUUUUUGUAGUCAUUACUUAGAACGUAAAGACCACGUAGCUGAUUAGUACAAGAAAUAUCAAAAUAUUGUGAAAUACCAAAAGUUCAAAAUGAAACCACGACCCUGUGGAUGUAAGGGCUGCAGAACGUGCCUUGUUUGUGAAACGUAUUACGGCGCAGAUGGUCUUAAAAACACAAUACCUCUUGAUAAAGGGAAGAGUUAUGUAUACUGUCCCCUGUGUGAUAAAGCGUGGAGCGGCUGGGAUAUAGACCUGUACAAACAACAUCCAAAUCAUGAAGGUGAAUCGAUAGAAUAUCCGGGCGUUUAUAUAAAGCUGGACUUUAUAUCAAAAGCCGAAGAAGAUCAACUUAUAAAUAAUAUCGAUGAAGUUCCCUGGGACAUUUCGCAGAGCGGGCGGCGUAAACAAAACUUCGGGCCAAAGACUAAUUUUAAAAAGCAAAAGAUUGUAGCUGGUAAUUUUGAUGGAUUUCCUAAAUUUUCCAAAUAUUUACAAGAUAGAUUUAAUGAUGUCGACUUACUUAAAGGUUAUGAAGUGAUUGAGCAAUGUGCCUUAGAAUAUGAUCCUAAUAAAGGUGCGUCCAUCGAUCCUCAUAUAGAUGACUGUUGGAUAUGGGGUGAGAGAAUUGUCACAGUAAAUGUCUUAUCUGAUUCUGUCCUCACUAUGACACCUUUUAAAGGAGAUAAAAAGAAAUACAAUCUGAUUUGUGCGGAAAGCUAUCCACCUGUAGUUCACACCGAUGGCAGUAUUAAUUUAGAAUUUAUAGAUAAAGGACCAAGUAUGUUAGAAGUUUGUAAGCCACUAAAAGACAAUGAUGUAAUAAUAAGAAUACCGAUGAUAAGGAGAUCACUUCUAAUUAUUUACGGAGAAUCAAGAUAUCACUGGGAACAUGCUGUUUUAAGAGAAGACAUUAAAACAAGGAGAGUGUGCUUAGCUUACCGAGAGUUCACUCCACCAUACAUGAACAAUGGAACUCAUAAUGUUAUUGGUCAUGAAAUCAGAAAUAAAGCAAAAAAUUUUUGGGAUCACCAGGAAAGAUAUAAAAACUGUUUGCAAGAUAUAGCUAUAAAUAAGUUAAGUAUAUAAUAUACAUAUAGUUUCUCUUAGUAAACUUGCCCCUGAUGCAAUUAUUUAAAUCAAUUUACAUGUAUUGUACAACAUUUCUAAAUUAAAAUGUAUUGUGUCU
This is a messenger RNA of Vanessa atalanta (red admiral), 1256 nucleotides long. Its product is annotated as alpha-ketoglutarate-dependent dioxygenase alkB homolog 4. The coding region runs from base 161 to 1156 and encodes 331 amino acids. NCBI's taxonomy places the organism in Eukaryota, Metazoa, Arthropoda, Insecta, Lepidoptera, Nymphalidae. Gene Ontology annotation, molecular function: demethylase activity; oxidoreductase activity. Gene Ontology annotation, biological process: oxidative demethylation. The record is from RefSeq and is a predicted model, not a curated record. The transcript is spliced from 2 exons.